CUUUCUCCACAAGACAAGACAAAACUAAACAAAACCUAAAACCUCUCUCUCUCUUUCUCUAAUAUUCUUUCACAAAUUCAUUCUUUCUUGCCGUUUUCGUCGUUUUGGAUCGAAGAUGAUGAUGAGGCAUGGUGGUGCUAUGAACACUGCAAUGAUGUUUGCAAAGAAGGGUUUAUUAGGUGGUGAAGUUGGUGUUCCAAACAAAUGGGGUUAUUUGGUUAGAUCAACCCCUCUUGUAAGGAAAACUAGUACUUUUACUGCUAAUCUGUCAGAUCAGAAAGACAACAAGAAUGUCGACAAAACUCCGCCAUCGUCUCAGGGUGGUGCUGGUGAUAACAAAGAUGAAAAAGGGAUUACCAGUUAUUGGGGUGUUCAACCUUCUAAAAUCACAAAACCAGAUGGUACUGAAUGGAAAUGGAAUUGCUUCAGGCCAUGGGAGACAUACAAAGCAGAUGUUACAAUUGAUCUGACUAAACAUCAUAAGCCAACAACUUUUCUGGACAAGAUGGCUUAUUGGACUGUAAAGAGUCUUAGGUGGCCAACUGAUAUCUUUUUUCAGAGAAGGUAUGGAUGCCGAGCAAUGAUGCUUGAGACAGUAGCUGCUGUCCCUGGGAUGGUAGGAGGAAUGCUGCUUCACUGCAAAUCAUUGCGCCGAUUUGAGCAAAGUGGUGGAUGGAUCAAAGCAUUGCUAGAAGAAGCCGAGAACGAGCGCAUGCAUCUAAUGACUUUCAUGGAAGUGGCAAAACCAAAGUGGUAUGAACGUGCUCUGGUCAUAACUGUCCAAGGUGUUUUCUUCAAUGCUUAUUUCUUAGGCUAUUUGCUCUCACCAAAAUUUGCACACCGUAUGGUUGGUUACCUUGAGGAGGAAGCUAUUCACUCAUACACUGAGUUUCUCAAGGAACUUGAUAAAGGCAACAUCGAAAACGUUCCUGCUCCAGCUAUUGCUAUUGACUAUUGGCAGCUUCCCCAAAACUCUACUUUAAGGGAUGUUGUAGAGGUUGUCAGAGCUGAUGAAGCACAUCAUCGCGAUGUUAACCAUUUUGCUUCGGAUAUACAUUACCAAGGACGAGAGCUACGGGAGGCUGCUGCUCCAAUUGGUUAUCACUAGAGACCAAUCUGUUGGCCUAUUUUAGUGAUGGUGAACUGUCAAAAGUUUAAGACUCAAAUUCUGAAGUCAAUAUUUUGGCUACAAAAAAAUAAAUAAAAUUGCUGAUGACAAUUAGUAUUAGUUGUUUUAUUGGUUUAUCUAAUGAUGCCAAUGUAUAAAACAGGGUGGAAUCUUUAUUUGUUUGAAGUCAUGAGAGUGCUUAUACUUCUACUGUACUGUACACUCUUGAGGGUGCAGGUGGGGGUUAUAUGACAUUUCUGAGAGCUUCGUGAUAAAUUUUGCUUAAUGAUUCGUUGAUAUAUUACUAUUCGAUAAAAAUCUCUAUUACUUCAUAGUUCAUUGUACAUAACUAUUAUUAGAGACAUGCUGCUUCUACUUUAUUUCAAGAGAGGAAUUGGAUUUCAAAUUUAAGGAGCAAUGAGCAGAAUGAACCGGUGAAGUUGAAAUCUUGGAAAAGCAAAAAUGUGGAACCAAUGCGAUGAUAUGUUGAGGAUUUUCUUUCUACAUAUCUACCACUUGGACACAAAAUUUCUUUCUACAUAUCUUCUUUGACUUUAAGAAUUGUGUGUAAAUAAAGACAAUAAUGGUGAGACUCACGGAACAACAAUCAAUGACAAGUGUAGCCCUGCCCUUAAUGUUGUAAAAUAGGCAAAGUGAAGGGAAAAUGAUGGAAAAAAACUUACUCUACUAAUAGAGUGAGUCAUCAGAAUGUUGAGGUGGAAGAAUCUUCUCUUUGGAAGAACUUGAUGUAAUUCACAAAGAGAUAAUUCUUUGACCAUGAUAUUGCCAGGUGCUACUACUUUCCUGCUUGUUCC
Medicago truncatula (barrel medic) is the source of this 1923-nucleotide messenger RNA. Its product is annotated as ubiquinol oxidase 2, mitochondrial. NCBI's taxonomy places the organism in Eukaryota, Viridiplantae, Streptophyta, Magnoliopsida, Fabales, Fabaceae. Gene Ontology annotation, biological process: alternative respiration. Bases 116 to 1108 code for a protein of 330 amino acids. Gene Ontology annotation, cellular component: mitochondrion. The record is from RefSeq and is a predicted model, not a curated record. Gene Ontology annotation, molecular function: alternative oxidase activity. The transcript is spliced from 4 exons.